This is a messenger RNA of Carcharodon carcharias (great white shark), 4612 nucleotides long. RefSeq names its product adaptor related protein complex 4 subunit epsilon 1 (gene ap4e1). Gene Ontology annotation, molecular function: cargo adaptor activity. Bases 67 to 3504 code for a protein of 1145 amino acids. NCBI's taxonomy places the organism in Eukaryota, Metazoa, Chordata, Chondrichthyes, Lamniformes, Lamnidae. Gene Ontology annotation, biological process: intracellular protein transport; receptor-mediated endocytosis. The record is from RefSeq and is a predicted model, not a curated record. The transcript has 21 exons. Gene Ontology annotation, cellular component: membrane coat; AP-4 adaptor complex.
GACGGCGUGAGCCAGGGUCUGGGGGCCGCUUUCUCUCCGCUUGCAGUGACAGGACCCGCGGCGACAAUGAGCGACGUGAUGGAGAAGACGCUGUCGGCGCUGCCGAGCCUCUUGUCCCUGGAUCCCGGCGCCAAACUUUCCGCCGCCUCCAGACUCGGAGCUUUAAUCAGAGGCGUCACCGAACUGGCGUCGAAGCAGGAUGAGGAGAAAUUGAUGAAGAAGGAAUUGGCUGCGUUAAAAGAACAGGUCUCUGUUCCUACCACAUCACUGAAGCAGAUGCGUGAAUGUUUGGUGCGUCUAAUCUACUGUGAAAUGCUGGGGUACGAGGCCUCCUUUGGAUACAUUCAUGCUAUCAAACUAGCUCAACAGGGUAGUCUGAUGGAAAAAAGAGUUGGCUACUUGGCUGUUUCUCUGUUUCUAAAUGAAAGCCAUGAGCUGCUGCUUCUGCUUGUGAACACUGUUUUAAAGGAUCUGCAGAGCACUAACCUUCUCGAGGUGUGCAUGGCUCUGACUGUUGCCAGCCAGCUUUUUCCACCAGAUAUGAUCCCUGCAGUUCUUCCUUUGGUUGAAGAGAAACUUCAGCACUCUAAGGAAAUAAUAAGAAGAAAAGCAGUACUUACCCUAUACAAAUUUUAUCUUAUUGCUCCAAACCAAGUUCAACACAUUCAUGACAAGUUUAGGAAAGCUCUGUGUGACCGGGACCCAGGAGUCAUGGCUGCCUCCCUUCACAUCUACCUAUUGCUGAUUAAGGAAAAUACAGGUGCCUAUAAAGAUUUAACUGGGAGCUUUGUAACAAUUCUCAAGCAAGUAGUUGGAGGAAAACUAGCAGUGGAUUUCAACUAUCAUAGUGUCCCAGCACCUUGGCUACAGAUUCAGCUGCUGAGAAUUUUGAGAUUAUUGGGAAAGGAUGAUCAGAUAACGAGUGAACUAAUGUAUGAUGUUCUCGACGAGUCUUUGCGAAGAGCUGAAAUCAACCACAAUAUAACUUAUGCAAUUUUGUUUGAGUGUAUUCAAACAGUGUAUACCAUUCAUCCAAAGGCAGAUCUAUUGGAAAAGGCAGCAAAGUGUAAUGGAAAAUUUAUCUUAUCACCUAAAAACAACCUGAAAUAUUUGGGGUUAAAAGCCCUCACGUAUGUAGUCCAGCAAGAUUUGAAUCUAGUUCUUCAGCACCAAAUGACCAUAAUUGAGUGCCUAGAUCACCCUGACCCGAUUAUAAAGCGAGAGACACUAGAACUGCUCUACCGAAUCACUAAUGCACAAAAUGUAGCUGUUAUAGUCCAAAAAAUGCUGGACUAUCUGAGGCAAAGCAAAGAUGAAUACAUCACCAUCAGUUUAGUUGGCAAAGUAGCAGAACUUGCUGAAAAAUAUGCUCCCAACAAUGAGUGGUUUAUACAAACCAUGAAUGCAGUGUUCUCAAUUGGUGGAGAUAUGAUACCAUCAGAUAUCCCAAACAACUUCCUGAGGCUGCUGGCUGAAGGAUUUGAUGAUGAAGCAGAAGACAAACAGCUGAGGCUUUAUGCUGUGAAUUCCUAUCUUGCCCUUUUGGAAAAGAAUAUUCAAUACCCUCAGAGAUUCCUGCAGGUUAUGAGCUGGGUGCUGGGGGAGUAUUCCUACCUCAAAACAGAAGCCAAACCAGAAGACAUCAUACAGAACCUAUAUUGUUUACUUGGGAAAUGCUCUGCAAGCUUAGAAACAAAAGCCUGGAUCCUGAGUGCAAUUACCAAACUCUUUCGUCUGACACAGAAUGUCAAAGCACUGCCUGAAGUCAUGCAAAACUAUGGCAAUUCAAUGGAUUCUUGUUUGAGACAAUGCUCUUUUGAGUUGCAGCAGCUCGUUGAGAAUAGAGAGCUAAUGGACACAGUUUUACCUUUGGAUGCAAGUUGUGAUGAUAUAGUGGUUGAUGCUUCAUUAUCUUUUCUUGAUGGUUUUGUUGCUGAUGCUCUGGGCCAUGGAGCUGCACCUUAUAAGCCGCAUCAUCAAAGACAGGAAGAGGAGUUGUCACAAGAGAAAGUGUUGAACUUUGAACCGUAUGGACUGUCUUUUGCUACAAGCCCACAGGCUUCCUGUGUUUCGGGAAGGCAAUCUCCAACAGGAUUAUCCUUCAGCUCAGAGAUUUCUUGCAACAGCACAGAACCUGGAUUAAAAGAUUCCGAUAGCCUGAAGCUUGAUGGAGUGAAGAAAGUGUGGGGUAAGGAGGGCUACCUUCGAAAGAAGAGCGAAUCCAAAGAAGAAACCUUAACAAGUCCCAAUUCAGAAAGUAGCGUAACAACAGACUGCUCCUCCACAGCUGAAAAAACGGCAGGUGUUACUGCAGAAGAGCAAGAAAAGCUGCUUUUGGCAUCGUCACUGUUUGUUGGGUUAGGAUCCAAUAAUUCAGUCAGUCUGAUGGGAAAAACUCAGAGCACCACCCAGAAAUUUUGGAGAAAACAGAAGAUUGUUGAGGGGCAAAAUAGCCAUGAGAAGACGAUGUGUGCACAGAAGGCAGUUGUUCCAUCCCUUGCUCAAAUUCCAAACCUCAUGGAUAACGUCCUAGAAAGGCGUAAUUCCUUCCAGGAAAGUAAAGCGAUACUUUUAGGAAAAAAGGCAUCUGACUCUGCAGAGGCCUCCACAGAGGAACCUGCCCAAAAAUCUAACAAGACGUGGACUCCGAGUGACAACUUAAAGACAAUCAAAGCCGUGCCUUCAGCAUCAAAGGAAUCCUUUUCAGAUCUAUUUGCAGAUGGAAAUCUUGACAUCAUACAGCCUACAAAUUGUAGCUCUGUCCGUGUGGCUCAUGAACCAAUCUCCAGCCUGACUCCAAGUUUGCCUUUGGAAUUUGCCAAACUUUCUCAUUCACAGUUUGAGCUCGUUCGUGCCAAUGAAAAUAUAGCUUUGUUUUCCUGUAAAGUUUGGAAAGAGGAAUGUCUGCUAAUAGUCCUGUCUUUCACUAACCGCAGCAGUAUAGAAGUUACUAAUGCAAUGGUCAACUUUGCAUUACCUGAAGAAUUGCAGGCUUGCGAGAGCACAGACUUCACUUUUCCACUGGUGGAAUCCCUCACCACAGUCAAAUGUCAGCUCUUUCUGCAGAUGGUGAAACCUUGUGCCCAGGCGCUACUUACAGGGCAUGUUACUUAUCAUCUAGAGUCUAGUCAGUGUACCCAGGAGGAAUUUGUACUAGCUGUAUUCUUAUCUGAUUUCAUCAGGCCAUUAAAACUGUCCACUGAAGAGUUUGGGCAUCUUUGGCUUUCACUUUCCAAUGACGUGAAACAAAAUCUUAGCUUUACAUCAAAUUCAUCUGAAGCUCUAACUUCGGCUCUCCACAUACUUCAGCAAGAACUGAAGCUACAUAUUGUGGAUGUUAUAGGAACAGAAGGGAUUGUAGCAUGUCAACUUCUGCCAUCAACCUCCUGUUUACUUCACUGUCGAUUUCAUGCUGGGAUUUUAUCAGUGUGGCUGCGAUCAGGUUGCUGUGACCUUCCAGACUGCUUGUUGUACGAAUGCCAAAAGGUGAUACAAAAAGUUUAACUUUAGCAAAAACUCAAGCCAAAAAUAAAGUCAACUAGCUUGCAUAAGCUUCGCUGUGGUUUGCAGAGGUUGUCAAGUAGAUUGGACUCAAGAUGACUGAAAUGUUUGAUGCAAGACUUCUUGAAGAUUGGUUGUUCUAGACACGAUAAGAGCCGGGGUUAACCACGUUUAGCUGUCAUAAGAGAAUUUUGGAAUGAUGGGAACUACCCGAAGCAGCAGCUACUUACUGAUUUUUAUGGAGCCCUUGAUAGAUUUGUCUUCCUGGUGGUUUCUUUGAGAGAUGUUCGGAUGUUUCACUUGGAUAUAAUUUCCAAAGUAUUUUUUUAGGAUGGAAAUUCCAGUUGAGACUUGACAAAUGUUAAAACGCAGCAGUGAAAUUCUGAGUUAAGUGCUAGAGGAAGCGAGAGGAAGUGAGAUAAAACAUUUUGCAUCCAUAUUUGAAAUUUUGGAUGUAUUGGGAUUGAUGAAACAAAUGCACAGUUUCCUACCUUUUUGCUAAAUGUCAGGAGCCUUGAAAUGCUGUAAUAUUGUUUACAGUUUGCAAGCAAACUUAAAGUUCUCAUUUUAAAGUUCCACCAAAGUGCACACCAAUUUAUUCUUUCUGUGACAUACCUUGAAGUGAGUUAUGCAUUGGUUAUCUAUUCAAAUACCUGAAGUAUUUUGUACACGCAACCUUUGUUAUUGUCUGAUUUUUAUUUUAUAUUUGGAACACAAAUGGUCAAACCUGCAUCCUUUCCAAUUGAACAUUUUGGAUCUUGUUUGCUAUGGUUAGAACAAAAAUACUGGAGCAGUAAAACAAUAUACUUGUACCAAGCAAAGGUUUUACUGCUCCAGUAUUUUAGUUCUGACUUGAUAAUUCAUUACGAGAGCUCAACUGGUUUUUUGCACUAUAACUGAGUGAGUUUGCUUCUUAUUUCUUGCACUGUAAGAUAAAGUAAUAAUCAGGGAAGUCUUUUCAUGCUGUACCAGGCCAGCACUGCAUGUAAUUUAAUAGUGUUUAUUGAAGACUAACCCAAAGCCUUAUGUUUGUACAAUAUGAUAACACAAGUUUAUUUGUAUCUGUGGUACAACCUCCAUAUUUAAUAAUAUGUGUGUAUUUAUGUAUAUA